Ilex paraguariensis (yerba mate) is the source of this 3488-nucleotide messenger RNA. NCBI's taxonomy places the organism in Eukaryota, Viridiplantae, Streptophyta, Magnoliopsida, Aquifoliales, Aquifoliaceae. The record is from the annotation of a GenBank genome assembly.
ACAUGGAGGAGAAGGUGGAAUACAUACUCAAGAUCAUCAACGAGGAUGGAGACUCCUUUGCAAAGAGGGCAGAAAUGUAUUACAAGAAGAGGCCAGAGUUAGUGAACUUUGUGGAAGAUUCUUUUCGGGGAUAUAGAGCUUUAGCAGAGAGAUAUGAUCAUCUAUCAAGAGAGCUGCAGAGCGCCAACAAGACAAUAGCAACUGUUUACCCUGAAAGAGUUCAACUAUCAAUGGAUGAUGAUGAUGAUGAUCAAAAUUUCCCAACAACAUCCAAUUCUUUCCUUGAUGCCAACAAGCCAUCCAAAGGUUUGCCGGUGGCUCCAAAGUUAAACAUCCCGAAACUUCCCACUGUUCCAAAGAAAAAUUCCAGGAGCCCAUCCAGAUUAAUGUCAAAGAAGGGGCUGCUCAAAAUAAAUGCUACUGAUGCCGCUGCAGCUACUGCAAGUUCAGGGCUGAGCAAAGCUGAGGCAGUCAAGGAACUUGACAAGCUUCAAAAGGAUAUUUUAGCACUUCAGACAGAAAAUGAGUUUGUGAAGAGCUCAUAUGAAAGUCGGCUAGCAAAGUACUGGGAAAUUGAAAAUCAGGUUACUGAAAUGCAAGCAAAAGUUAGCAGCUUACAAGAUGAGUUUGGUAUUGGCAAAGUUAUCGAGGAUGAUGAAGCUCGAACCUUGAUGGCAUCCACAGCUCUAAAAUCAUGCCUAGAUACUUUGGUUAGUUUACAAGAAAAACAGGAGCAAUCAACUGAAGAGGCAAGAUUAGAGUGCCGAAGAAUUCAGGACGUCCAAGAACAGUUCAAGACACUAAAAGAACAACUAAUCAGCAACAAGACGCAUGGACAAGACAUCUCUCAAGAAUACGUAUCAGGUAGUGCAAGUCAGGAAUUGAAGAACUUAGAACAACAAGUGGACAGUAUAGAACAAGAGAGGCAUGAUUUGAAAAUGUUGCGCUCAGAGAUUAAAAAGCAAUUGCAAGUAAAUGCAGAUAAAUCUCCUACCAUGUCCGAACUGGCAGAAAAAAUCGAUGAACUCAUUGAUAAGGUCAUUCUUUUGGAAAUCGCAGUAUUUUCUCAGAAUGCUCUGGUCAAGAGAUUAAGGUCAGAAACAAGUGAGCUUCAGGCACACGUUCAGAGGCUAGGAGCUGAUAAGGAGACUCAGAUAGAGGAUUCAGACAGCAUGAUCAACAAGAUGAGAGAGUUGGAAGAAGAAUUGAACAAGGUUCAAAGCCUCAACCAGAGCAUCAAAUACCAAAACAAGAACCUCCAAAUUCAUUUCACUGAAGCCAGUUUAAAUGUUGAUCAUCUCUCUGAGGAAUUGACAAGUGUGAAGCCAGAUGAGAAUCCAGACAAAGUUGGAGAAAUGCCCAAACCUGUGCAAACUGAAGAGGAGAAAAAAGACGAUACUGUGAAGCAAAGAACAUCCACCAAAUAUGAGGAGCAGGAAUACUUCGUACAUUCCAACUCUAGCAACCACAUCGUAGAUCUUUCACAAGUAGGUCAAGUGAGAGAUGUUCCAGAUGCAAAUUCUAAAGGAUUCAAUAGACAGGACAUGAAUAUGGCUCCUGGUCAUAAUUCAGUGAUCUUAAAAGAUGUGAGGGAGGAUGGGGAAGUGAAGAAAGAUGACGUUGCAGAUCAAGACUCUUCUAUCAAAGCUGAAGAAACAGAUUAUGGGGAGUCCUACCAAAGCAAUGAACUUUGGCUAAAAGGCCAAGCUAGAGCUGCUCCAGAUGCCAAGCCCCAAAACAAAAUGAAACGAAGUGAUGAUAUGAUGAUUGCCGUUGACAAUUCAGUGAUCUUAAAACUGGGAGAGGAAGUGGGGGAAGAUAACGUUCAAGAGCACAGUAUUUCUGUCAAAACUGGAAAACAAAACUUCUCUCAGAUCAACCCAAGGACACACUCUGAUACUAUGUCAAGAGUGAUGAUUUUUAAGAAUGAUAUGACAAUGGAAGGGGAAAAGAAUGUCAGCUUCCCAAUUUGCAGUGCUGUGAAAGCAGACGAUUAUCUUUCAGGAAAUGUUCAAGAGAAAGCUGUUUCAGGUACCACUCCACAAAAGGGCAUUCAGUUUGGUAAUAUAACAGCGAUCACAAGACAUAUGGAAACAGAAGAGGAACGAAAAAUAGAUGGCUUUCCAGAUAAAAAUAUUUCUGUCAAAGCAAAAGAAGAUGAAAACUAUGCUCAAUCCAACCCAAUUAUCAAUCUUGAUGACAUAUCAUGGGAAAUUCAAGAGCCCAAGGCACAAGAGAAAGAUGAGAAGCAAGAUUUGUUUGAGACAGUACACAGUGAUCUCAAUAUAGGGCCACAGGAACUUGCUGGAGAGGAGGAUGAUCAGCCAAAUUGGAGACUGCUGUUUUUGAAUGGGUUAGAAGACAGAGAGAAGAUUAUACUGGAAGAAUACACCUCAGUUCUUAGGAAUUACAAGGAAGUAAAGAAGAAGCUCAGUGAAGCAGAGAAGAAAAAGCGGGCCAGUCUUUUUCAAUCGGUGAUACAGAUAAAAGUUCUGAGGAAUGCUAAUGCUGUGAAGGAUGCAGAGAUUCAAUCUCUAAAUGAAAAACUAAUCUUGUUUAAAUCAAAGCUAGAAGAAACUCCUGAUGUUGAUGAAGGCGUAACCACAACUGGCUUUCAUGUUUCUGAUAUUUCCUCACCAAGUUCAGAUCAAAAGGCAGUUUGUGACUUGUUAGAAGAGCAUGUUAAAUCCUCAGACAGGACAGAAGAAACAACUGUACGAGAAGAUGAGAAAAUCUCCCACAUUGAAGAGCCAGAAGGUAAUAUCAAUUUAGCAUCUGUUAGUGUACCUCAUGCUGUUUCCAUUAUUGAGGAAAAAAUUCGCACGGACAUUGAUGACCUGCUAGAGGAAAACAUAGAGUUCUGGCUGAGAUUUAGCACCUCGUUCCAUCAAAUACAAAAAUUUCAAACUUCAGUCCAGGAUUUACAAGAAGAGCUAGUGAAACUGAAGGAACACAAGAAGCAAGAUGGAAUUACUAAACACCAGUCAGAUGUCCGCCCAAUAUACAGGCACCUAAGAGAGAUACAGACUGAAUUAACAUUGUGGUUGGAACAUAAUUCAGUAUUAAAAGAUGAUUUGCAUAACAGAUUAUCAUCUCUGUCCACUAUUCAAGAAGAGAUAUCAAGCUUCUCAAGGGCCGGCUCUAAAGCGGAAGAUACAGAGCUCAGUGACUACCAGGCAGCAAAGUUUCAAGGCGAGGUUCUGAACAUGAAACAGGAGAACAACAAAAUUGCAGAUGAAUUACUAGUGGGCCUUGAGCGUGUGAAAGUAUUCCAAGUUGAAAUUAAGAGGACUUUAGCACAGCUGGAUGAAGAACUUGAAAUUUCCACGAAGAACAAUCAAACAAAGAACUCUUCAAGCCGGUCAAGAAUUCCCUUGAGGUCUUUCCUGUUUGGGGUUAAGCUAAAAAGGCAGAAGCCAUCAAUCUUUGCAUGCAUAAGUCCAGCAUUGCAGAAACAGUACAGUGAUCUAACAUCAUUACCAAUAUAG